GUUGUUGCGGAGGGCGGACGACCAUUCUACUGCUGUUAGAAACUUUUUCUGCUGUCCGAAAAUCAGUGUUAUGUGAAGAAAAUGGCGAAAAUUACAUUCAAAAUCAAUGGGAAGCUAUACGUUGCGGACGGCAGAUACGGUCCAGAGGUGUCCCUGAACGAGUACAUAAGGAACGUGGCUGACCUGCGCGGGACCAAGGCGAUGUGCCACGAGGGGGGGUGCGGCGCAUGCGUUGUCGCCGUACGCGCAGCCGUGCCUCCCAGCAACCAGAUGAAAACCUUCUCUGUAAAUUCUUGCCUGGUUUCCGUGUUAUCCUGCCACGGCUGGGAGGUCACGACCGUUGAGGGUCUGGGAAGUCGCACCAAGGGUUACCAUAGCAUCCAGCAGCGAUUAGCUCAAUUUAACGGCACCCAGUGUGGCUAUUGCACGCCCGGCUGGGUCUGCAGCAUGUACAGCCUGCAAGAGUCAAAGAAGAAAUUAACGACAAAAGAAAUAGAAAACUCUUUCGCUGGUAACAUGUGCCGAUGCACAGGUUACAGGCCCAUUAUUGACGCUUUCAAAACCUUCGCCACUGAUGCGGAUGACCGCCUGAAAAAGAAACUGGUGGACUUAGAAGACCUUCAUAUGUUUAAGCCUUGUGGAGUAAAAUGUGCUGAGAAGAAAUGUAUUCACGGCAAAUGUAAUGCUAAAGAUGAAAAUUCUGAUGAGAAUGAUAAUAGAGGUACUAAUAUUGAUGUAUUUCAUGAGGACCCAACAGAAAGUAGGACAGAAGAAGAUUGGUGUUUAGUAGGAGAAACAAAUAAAAUGAUCGAAGUGGAUUGCGGCGCUUGUAAAUGGUUCAAACCAUAUAUCUUGAGUGAUGUUUUCAAAGCGAUGGGGCGUGGUAGUGAUUAUAAAUUGAUCGCUGGAAAUACAGGGCAAGGUGUGUACCAUGUAACCGUCUACCCUCAAAUCGUGAUCGAUAUUUUCAACGUCUUCGAGUUGAAGGGUUAUCAGGUAGACGUGAACCUGGUUCUUGGAGCUGGUAUGCCUCUGUCUGAGAUGAUGGAGCUCUUUCUCAAGCUAUCAGCUGACAAUCAGGACUUUGCUUACCUGAAAGAACUGUAUGACCACAUGGACCUAGUGGCUCAUUUCCCUGUGAGGAAUAUUGGCACUAUUGGUGGUAACUUGUAUAUGAAGUACACAAACAAAGAUUUUCAGUCAGAUGUGUUCCUUUUGUUUGAAACUGUAGGCGCUAUGGUUACGAUUGCCGAGGCAUCUGGUAAGAAGGCAGUAUCAUUUCCAGACUUCCUAAAGAUGGACAUGAAACGGAAGAUAAUAUUGAACAUAAUGUUGCCACCGCUGUCCCGAACUUGUUUCAUAAAAACUUAUAAGAUAAUGCCUCGAUCUCAAAACGCCCAUGCUGUAGUCAACGCAGGAUUUCUUUUUAAAUUUAAAGAAAACUCGAACUUAGUAGAGACAGCCAGUUUGGUUUACGGAAGUAUCUCUCCUACUUUCAUACACGCUACAAAAACUGAAGGUCUGUUGAUUGGAAAAGAACUUUUCACUGAUGAUACUCUGCAAAUGGCUUUGAAGAGUCUGUCUGAAGAAAUAAUUCCUGAAGAAGCGCCCCCUGAGCCUUCUGCUGCUUAUAGGAAGAUGCUGGCUCUUGCAUUGUUCUAUAAGGCGAUUCUGGCUUUGUGCCCGGAGGACAAAAUCAAUCCAAAGUUCAAAUCGGGAGGCGAUGCUAUUAAGCGCAGCACUUCUCAGGGCACCCAGAUAUUCGACACUGACAAGAGCGUCUGGCCAUUAAACCAGCCAUUGCCGAAGCUUGAGGCCCUGGUCCAGUGCAGUGGCGAGGCCACAUUUGCGAACGACCUCCCAACUCAGACUGGGGAGGUGUUUGGAGCGUUCGUCAUGGCUGAUGCUAAGCCUGGAAGUAUUAUUAGUGGGUUUGAUGCUUCAGAAGCUCUGAAAAUGCCAGGGGUAAUCGCCUUCUAUACUGCCAAAGACAUUCCGGGUGACAACUCAUUUACCCCUCUAAAUGCUCCUUUAAUUAUUGAGAAUGAAGAAAUCCUUUGCACUGGAAAAGUACUCUUCUACGGCCAACCAGCUGGUAUCAUAGUAGCUGAUAGAGACAAGACUGCUACUAAAGCUGCUAAUAUGGUGAAGGUAAAAUAUUCAUCCAUAAGCCAAAAUAAACCUAUAUUAACAGCACAAGAUGUUUUGGCUUCUCCAGAAAAAGACAAACGAUUAACCAGGGAUAAGACGGUGGAGCCUACAAAUACUGGCAAAGAUGUUAAGUGUACUCUUUAUGGAGAGAUGUCCUUGGAAACUCAGUACCAUUAUACUAUGGAGCCGCAAACUUGUGUUGUGAAGCCAACUGAAGAUGGAUACGAAGUGUAUUCGUCGACGCAAUGGCUAGAUAUCACAAAUAUCGCUGUUGCACAGUGUAUCAAAGUGCCUUUAAACAGUGUCAACGUGAUCGUGCGUCGCGUGGGCGGCGCGUACGGCGGUAAGAUCACGCGCUCGACUCAGUGCGCCUGCGCGGCGGCAAUAGUUUGCCGGCUGACAGGCAGGACUUGCCGCUUUAUACUGCCCAUUGAAACCAACAUGAAAGUGACCGGGAAGCGACUGCCUACUUACUGUAACUUUGAGACUGGAGUUAACAAAGACGGCCUGAUCCAGUAUAUGAGGGUCCAGUAUUACCAGGAUAACGGGUGCUCCCGCAAUGAGUCCAUCAGCAAGAUCACGCUAAACCACUUGCGCAACUGCUACGAUGACCGGAGGUGGCACGUGGAAGCCAACAGUGUGGCCACAGACACGCCCUCCAACACUUGGUGUCGAGCUCCCGCUUCAACAGAAGGAGUAGCAAUGAUAGAGAAUAUUAUGGAAAGAAUAGCUUACAACACCGGCAAAGACCCGCUGGAUGUGAGAAUGCUUAACAUGGCUAAAGGUGACAACCCUAUCCCUGAACUAAUAGCACAGGUCAAGCGAGACGCGAACUAUGACGAGAGAAUUGACGAAAUCAAGAAGUUUAACGACAAUAACCGUUGGAAGAAGCGCGCUAUGAAACUCAUACCAAUGACUUACGAAUUGUUCUACAUUGGCCCGUUUAAUGCUCUGAUAAGCGUUUACCACGGAGAUGGUUCUGUGGUUUUAACCCACGGAGCCGUAGAGAUGGGACAAGGCAUCAAUACUAAAGCAGCGCAAGUCUGCGCAUAUACACUUGGAAUACCUUUGGAGAAAAUCAGCGUGAAACCCAGUAGCAGCUUCACAUCACCCAACGCAAUGGCUACAGGAGCCAGUGUAGGGAGCGAGUGCGUUGCUUACGCUACCACGAAAGCCUGUGAAAUACUUCUGGAAAGGCUAAAGCCUAUAAGAGAGAAGCUAGGCAAAGCGACUUGGGAGCAACUUAUUCAGGAAGCGUUCGAUUCUAAUGUCGAUUUACAAGCUUCAUACAUGUACUCGCUGGCAGACGAUGUCAAACCGUACGGUAUUUACGCUGUGGUUAUUCUGGAAGUCGAGGUUGAUAUCUUGACUGGAAACCAUGAUGUUCGAAGAGUCGACUUGCUUGAAGACACCGGGCGAAGCUUGAAUCCAGAAAUUGAUAUUGGACAGAUUGAAGGAGCCUUUGUGAUGGGUCUCGGAUACUGGACUUCAGAGAAGGUCAUGUUUGACCGGGAAACUGGCAGGAUCCUCACAGACCGGACUUGGACCUACAAACCUCCGGGAAUCAAGGACAUCCCAGCUGAUUUCAGGGUCUACUUCCGAAGAAACGCUAAAAACCCUUACGGAAUACUUCAGUCGAAAGCGACAGGGGAGCCGUCGUUCUGCCUAGCUGUGGUGAUCACGCAUGCGUUCCGCGAGGCUGCGCGUGCGGCGCGCCUUGAUGCGGGAUACGAAGAUCAAUGGGUCGAUAUCAAAUGCCCUUGCACCGUGGAAAACAUCUUCAUGGCAGUAGGACACAAGAUCGAACAUUUCAAGUUGAAAUAAUGUAAACAUGAAGUCCUUUGGUUCAGUACGAUCUACUCUGAACCGACGUGCGUUAAGAUGCAGCUACCGAAGCACUUGAAAAUAGCAGCCGGCGCUGGUGGGGCAGCCAUAUUUGGAGCACUGUUCGGCUGGGUCAUGUUCCCGGCUAUACUCAAGAUGCAACUUAAAAAGGAAAUGGCGCUCUCCAAGAAGACGGACGUUCGACAGAUGUGGGAGAAGAUCCCAUUCGCUCUAGACUUCAAGGUAUACCUGUUCAACUACACCAACGCAGAUGAAGUCCAGAAGGGAGCCAUCCCGAUCGUCAAGGAAGUGGGCCCGUACCAUUUUGACGAAUGGAAGGAGAAGGUGGAUAUAGAGGACCACGAGGAAGACGACACGAUAACUUAUAAAAAGGUGGACCUAUUCUACUUCCGACCGGACCUCUCCGGACCUGGACUUACAGGCGAGGAGAUCAUCGUCAUGCCGCAUGUUUUUAUGCUGGGAAUGGCAACAGUGGUGACGAAAGAGAAACCAGCAAUGCUGAACAUGAUCGGUAAAGCCUUUAACGGCAUUUUCGACAACCCACCGAAUAUCUUCAUGAAGGUUAAGGCGCUGGACCUGAUGUUUCGAGGGUUCCUUAUCAACUGCAACAGAACGGACUUCGCCCCAAAGGCCGUGUGCACAGCUCUGAAGAAGGAAGUCGUUUCUGGCAUGGUGUUUGGACCUGGCAAUCAGUACUAUUUCUCACUCUUUGGGACGCGCAAUGGCUCGAUAGACCCUCAUGUGGUGACUGUGAAGAGAGGCAUUAACGAUGUGAUGGAAGUUGGGAAGGUGGUGGCUGUGGAUGGAAAGCCGAAGCUGGACGUGUGGAGAGACCAGUGCAACGAGUUCCAGGGCACUGAUGGCACGGUCUUCCCGCCAUUCCUGACGGAGUUUGAUCGUCUGCAGUCCUAUGCUGGAGAUCUCUGCAGGUCCUUCAAGCCCUGGUACCAGAAGAAGACUUCCUACCACGGUAUCAAGACCAACCGAUAUGUGGCCAACAUUGGCGAUUUCGCCAACGACCCUGAACUCAACUGUUUCUGCGAUGCUCCUGAUAAGUGUCCCCCCAAGGGUCUGAUGGACCUCUUCAACUGCAUGAAGGCCCCGAUGUACGCGUCCAUGCCACAUUUCCUAGACAGCGACCCUGUUUUACUCCAAAAUUGUAAAGGGCUAACACCUGAUGCGAACGAACAUGGAAUCGAAAUUGACUUUGAGCCUAUCAGUGGGACGCCGAUGGUGGCAAAACAACGGGUGCAGUUCAACAUGCGUCUCCUGAAGUCCGAUAAACUGGAGCUCUUCAAGACGCUCCCUGACACCAUCGCUCCGUUCUUCUGGAUAGAAGAGGGUCUGGCUCUGAACAAGACAUUCGUGAACAUGCUGAAGCAUCAGCUGUUCGUCCCGAAGCGGGCAGUGGGCGUGAUCAAAUGGCUGCUGGUGACCCUCGGCAGUCUGGGCUGCAUCACCUGCCUCAUCUUCCACUUCAAAGACCGAAUAAUGAGGUUCGCUGUCUCUCCCGGCUCCGCCGAAGCGAAGGUGCAACCGGAAGGUCAGAAGGAUAUCAGCGUGAUUGGCGAGGGUCAUGAGCCGGCGAAGGUGGCAAUGUAGAGCUUUAGACGACUCCUGGGCUUUGUAGGGAGGUGGGGAGGCCUGUACGGAGUCAAGUACGGAGUGGGGCGUGCUGUGGUGGUAUGGUUCUUCAGAUGGAUGAAAAAAGACUUUAAAAAGUAAAACGUGUAACAAAUGAGGUUUUAAUAAAGAUUUUUUGCUCGUGUUAAUAAUAAUUAUGAAUAAUUUUCGCCGCUUUUUUAGUAAUAAGUAGGUAGACAAGUAAUUUAAGAAUCAUAAAUUCAUAAUACCUGUUGAAAUGUUACUACUUUUUUAGAUUUUAAAAUUGUUAAGUACCUACUUACUUAAUUAUUGUCACUUACGCAAACCAAAUAUUAUUUAUUUCGAAGCACAAAAUACACCCGUGAUAGAAAUGCAGAGACAACUGUUAUACACAACAUCUAUAAAGACACGUUCGGAGGUCCCGGGUUCGAAUCCCUGUGAGACAUAUCACAAAAAUCAUUUUGUGAUCCCUAGUUUGGGUUAGGACAUUACAGGCUGAUCACCUGAUUGUCCGAAAGUAAGGCUAUCCGUGCUUCGGAAGGCACAUUAAGCCGUUGGUCCCGAUUACUGCUUACUGAUGUAAGUGAGUAAUGGUUACGUGAACCGUGUCAGGGGCCAUUGGCGGCUCAAUAAUAACCCUGACACCAGGGUUGCUGAGGUUGGUAAUCCACCUCACAACCCACACGAUAAGAAGAAGGUGAUCUUAUUGUUCGGGCAGCAAUUAAUUUUUGGGAGCAUUUGGUUGAUACUUGGAAUGAAGUAUUAUUGCGUAUGGCAAACAAAACGAAAAUAUCCUGCGUAGUUCAUAUAGCCAGCUUAAGCUCCCCUGACCAAAAAAGAACGAAUGAAGUCAAUGCGUAGUUACAUACAUACAUAAGAUGACCACUAUUCUCCUCACGGAAUGGGAAAAAAAACUACCUACAGUGUACGAUAUUGACUAGAUGUGUGCUAUACAUGUUUACCUCCUAAAAAGUGGCAGAAAAAAUGUAGUGAAAAACUAGGCCAAAGCGCACUCCGGAAACGCCUCGUUUUACACAGACACUACACAUUGACGUUAUCGUACACGCGCAUCUGUGUGGGUGACGUCUGACGUCAUACGAUUGAAAAAUUAAGACCGAAGAGGGGUGAGUUAGGCCGGUCACAUACAUUCGGAAUUCCGUUUCGGAAUUUCGAUUCGAAAUAUCGAUUCGUAAUAUCGAACGCAUUAAAUCCAUACAACAUCUAUGAAUCAACCACAUACUUACAGUUUUUUUCCGUUCGAAAUUUAAUCUGAUUGGGAAUUCUGUAUGAUGGCCUAUGUAUGUAACUGAGCCUUGUUAUUCCGAACGGAAAUAAACGUAUGUGUGUGAUAUAUUAACGGAAUCCCGAAACAGUAUUUCGAAUCGAAAUUCCGAAACGGAAUUCCGAAUGUAUGUGACCGGCCUUAAACCUAGCUCAGCUGCUGGUGGGGAGCGGAGAGUUGCCGGUCUAUACGUAGUCAUCAUCAUCUCCCUAGAAUUAUCCGUUUUUCACAGGGUCCACUUACCUAACCUGAACUGACUGCCUGUCUGACCUUUCAACCCGCAAAGGGAAAACCAGUCCAAUACAGGUCACAUGGGUGCCUCCAAAAAUGCAUUUCUCGGAAUGUGGGUUUCCUCACGAUGUUUUCCUUUACCGCUGAAUAGGUGAUAAUCAUUUAUGAUCCAAACAUGAAUUCGAAAACAAAUUCGACAAUCAUUUGUUUAGGCCUGUGUUGGAUUCGAACCUGCGACCUUAAAGCGAGAGGCAAGCUUUCUACCAACUGGACAACCACGGCUCUCGCUCUAUACGUAGUAUUAAUCAUUAUUCUAUGCCCAAAGGCAACUCCCAUCUAUAAUUUGUCUGAGUUAAGUAGGUUAUGAGAUGUUAUAAUAUAUUUUAAUAAAUUUUAUUUUUUAUAGUAAGUAGUAAUUAUGGUAGGUAUAAUAGGUACGCAC
Pectinophora gossypiella (pink bollworm) is the source of this 7556-nucleotide messenger RNA. Its product is annotated as xanthine dehydrogenase-like. The record is from RefSeq and is a predicted model, not a curated record. The transcript has 27 exons. Gene Ontology annotation, molecular function: iron ion binding; oxidoreductase activity; FAD binding. Lineage: Eukaryota; Metazoa; Arthropoda; Insecta; Lepidoptera; Gelechiidae. Gene Ontology annotation, cellular component: membrane.